AUACACCAUGCAUCUCCCAUCCCAUUCCAUAAGUUCUAAAGCUGCCAUUUUGGUUGAUAUUCGUCUGCCUGUGGUCUCUCUCUUCAUUUCCGGCGACAAAUCAUGGCCGCCGUUACGUUCACCGAGGAAUUCAGUAGCCCAAUCCCGGCUCCUAGGAUGUUCAAGGCUUUGAUUCUCGAGGGGGACAACCUCAUCCCCAAGAUCAUGCCCCAGGCUAUUAAGAACAUCGAAAUCAUUCAAGGAGACGGAGGCCCCGGGAGUAUCAGGCAGAUGAACUUCGCCGAAGGGAGUCAAUUGAAGCACUUAAAGCACAGGAUCGAUGUCCUGGACAAGGAGAAGAUGACAUACAGCUACACGAUGAUAGAGGGAAGCGACCUGACGGACAAGCUGGAGUCGAUCUCAUACGAGAUCAAAUUCGAGACUACACCUGAAGGGGGAUGCAAGGGGACGAAUGUCAGCAAGUACUAUCCAAAGCCCGGAGUCACGAUCAACGAGGAGGAGAUCAAGGCCGGGAAAGAGAAGGCCAUGGCUGUUUUCAAGGCUGUGGAAGCUUACCUCCUGGCCAACCCUAAGGCCUAUGCCUAAUAAAAGUGUGAUGCCAUGAGAGUUUCUAUAUCUGUUUGCAUGAUCAUCAGAUGUUUAUGAAUUAUAUGUAUGUGUUCAGGCGAUCAUAUGCCGCAGGAGAAUGAGAAUAAGAUUUCCCAAAUCAGUACUACAAUAAAUAUUAUGUUGCAUGAGUGAAACUUGAA
Punica granatum (pomegranate) is the source of this 749-nucleotide messenger RNA. Lineage: Eukaryota; Viridiplantae; Streptophyta; Magnoliopsida; Myrtales; Lythraceae. The record is from RefSeq and is a predicted model, not a curated record.